AUGGGUGUGUACAUACUUAUUGGCCUGCACCCCAUCCCUGGGCUGCAGAGAAUGCUGGUGGAGGACACAGCUGGGCAGCCCUGGGGUGCGGAGCAGGGCGGGGGCCACACGCACAGGGCUGAGCCGCCUGCAUCCCACACUCACAGCCUGCAGGCUGCCGCCCCCACAGUGCACGCACUUCCUCGCAAGGGAGCCGCAGCCCUGACCGGAGGCUGGCAGGAAGAAGCAGGGGAAGCCCCCUCGGAAGCCCCCAGCCCACUCAUCCCUGCAGGGGCCAUGAGCACGAGGCAGGAGGCCAGGAGAGAUGAGGGAGACACCAGGAGGAGGGGACAGCAGGCAGAGCUCCGGGACCGAGCCCACCUGAGCCAGCAGCGCCGGCUCAAACAGGCCACCCAGUUCCUGCACAAGGACUCGGCCGACCUGCUCCCGCUGGACAGCCUCAAGAGGCUCGGCACCUCCAAGGACUUGCAGCCACACAGCGUGAUCCAGAGACGCCUGGUGGAGGGAAACCAGAGUCGGCUUCAGGGGGAGUCUCCCCUGGUGCAGGCCCUGACUCAUGGCCAGGAGAGCAGGAAGACCAGCAGGGCAGAGAUCCCAGCUCUUCUGGUCAACUGCAAGUGCGGGGACCAGCUGCUCAGAGUGGCCGUGGACACAGGCACCCAGCACAAUCAGAUCUCUGCGGGCUGCCUCAGCCGCCUGGGGUUAGGGAAGAGGGUCCUAGAAGUCCCAGCUGGGGACCUGGCACCUGAGCCCCCAACCCAGGUGGAGCGGCUGGAGCUACAGCUGGGGCAGGAGACCGUGGCAUGCUCGGCGCAGGUGGUGGAUGUUGAGAGUCCUGAAUUCUGUCUGGGGCUGCAGACCCUGCUCUCUCUCAAGUGCUGCAUCGACCUGGAACGUGGAGUGCUGCGGCUGAGGGCCCCGUGCUCGGAGCUGCCCUUCCUGCCUUCCUACCAAGAGCCUGGCCAGUGACCACUGCCCCAGUCAGUCCCCAGGGAAAGACCUUGCCUUAGGGAAAGAGCCACGUGGGGAAGGGGCUGCUAGUGCCAGGUGCCUGGGGACUACUGUAUCUGUCCCUUUUAUUACCACCCUGACCCCACCCCCACCGCGUCCCAUCCCAUUUCCCUCAGCGGGCCACAUUCCUCUGCUUCUAAGCAGCUGUCCUGUCCCCUGGGAGUUUUCACAGAGGGCCCCUGAUUCCAGGGUUCUGGUGCCCCUGUUCUCCCAAGGAGAGCACAGUCAGACCAGGACUGCAGAAAGGGUCCUAAGCAAAAUGGGGUACCCUCUUGGCCCUCAGCAUGGCAGGAACCUGCCUGAGCCAAAGGCUGCACCGACUGCUAUUCUCACCUGGCCCCCCAAACUCUACUCAACUGCCUGCACCCCACAUCUCUCCUCACCUUCUGGAGCCCAUCAUAUCUCACAACUAGACUGCCACACCUCACCAGCCAGGUCCCUGGCUCUUCUGGUGCCACCUCUCUGAUUCUGUGCAUGUCUGCUCACAGCAGGGGAAUGUAACAUUAAACAGAAUAAUUCAAUACAGCAGAGACGGUGAGCUAGUGCAGGAAUGUCCCGCUCAGAAGGCUGACAGCAUUAGUUACCUUUUUGGGGGUUGCAAAUGCCUGAUGCGAGCUUUUGUUUGAUUACCCUGUGUGAAACCUUGGCUAUACCUCUGAUACUGACUCCAGGUAUUAAUCCUUCUCCACUCGCUUUUUGUACCCACCGCACCCCUGACCUUUGGGGCAGUGUGUGGAAGAGCCCUGUAGAGAACCACCCCUGCGUGGUGGAAAGGAUGGUGGGCUUGUCGGCACUUGAACUGAACCUAUCCAGUGUUCUUUCUUAGUUCUACAACUAGCCACCUCAUUAAGCUUCUUUCCUGCCCCGUAUCUCUAGUCUCCUGGGCUUAAGCUGCCUGGUCCUGGAAUCAGUGGCUUUCCAUCCCUCUGCCAGGCUCUGAGCCAAAGCAAGAAGACUGAGGCUCUUUUGACUUCGAGAAGAAUCCAAACCUUAAGAGGGCAGACUCCUGAGUGUCUUGCUGGCUGCUUCGAGUUGGGGUAGAGAAAGACAAUGGUGUAACUGACCUGAACCAGGGAACUAGGGCCCUUGGGCUGGGAACAGAAUCUUGAGCCUGGAGUACAUUGGAUUAGAGAAGAAGCAGGAUGCUGCCCCGUGACACCUGGCCUUACCUUUCCUCAGCAGACUCCCCUGCUCGCACAAGGAAAGGGAGGGGCUCACUCCUCAAGUGUCAUGGCACCUGGUCUCAAAUCCCAGUUCCUGUCCCUCACUGCCUUGCUCCACAAGCUCCGCUUGCCUGGGUCUCACUGUGCCCUUCUCCCCGUCUGCCUCCUGCUGCUUCUCUGACUGCAGACCCCAGGCCCCGUGGCCGGCCCUCCACUCAGCUGCUUCCCCAUUGGAAUAAACCCUUAUUUCUCUAUGCUGACACUCGUCUCUAGUCUUCCUCCCUGCCUAUCGGGAGCUGAGUGAUAUCUCUGCCCUUAUUCCCAUACAGAGAGGAAAAGGGAACGUAAGCCCCUCCCCAGGUGGACUCAUCUGACUGGGGUCAGUAUAAUUGGGACAAUGGCCUUCAAACUCCUGUGUCCACAGCUCGCAGUGGGAAAUACACUUUAUAGUACACUCGGCACACACACAUGCACACAAU
This is a messenger RNA of Lemur catta (Ring-tailed lemur), 2653 nucleotides long. It is a transcript of the gene NRIP2, whose product is annotated as nuclear receptor interacting protein 2. NCBI's taxonomy places the organism in Eukaryota, Metazoa, Chordata, Mammalia, Primates, Lemuridae. The coding region runs from base 1 to 969 and encodes 322 amino acids. The record is from RefSeq and is a predicted model, not a curated record. Gene Ontology annotation, molecular function: aspartic-type endopeptidase activity. Gene Ontology annotation, biological process: proteolysis. The transcript has 8 exons.